Australozyma saopauloensis is the source of this 558-nucleotide messenger RNA. RefSeq lists its product as uncharacterized. Bases 1 to 558 code for a protein of 185 amino acids. The record is from RefSeq and is a predicted model, not a curated record. Lineage: Eukaryota; Fungi; Ascomycota; Pichiomycetes; Serinales; Metschnikowiaceae. The transcript has a single exon.
AUGACUCGCCUAAGACGAAUUGAUCGGCUGUUGCUAGCUGAAUGCUCUAGCGAGUCACUACCAAUGGACGAAGAUGACCAAGAUCUUCUCAUUGGCCAACUUUCGGCAGAAAAUGACGGUAAUCACGCAUUGUAUACCCGAAUCUUGGUUUCCUCAAUAGUAAUCGAGUUUCCUAUCGUGGCGUUUCUCAUACGAGCAAUUAUUAGUCGAGAGGCAAAGUAUACAGUCCAUUUCAUGCUUCUGAGUCUUCUCUGUUUGAUUGGAGCCCUCUAUGAUGUUUCUGCGGUGGGAGCUCGCUUACAACAUAGUCCAUUGGUGCCUACCUCCUUGGUGCAUGGCUUAUUCUCAUUCAAACUGCUCUGUGUGGUCAACGGCCUACUAUUGGUCCAGUUUUACACGGGAAUUUAUCGCCAGUAUGGGUACAAGAAUGUGUACAUGUUUCUAGUGAUGCCUCUUGUCAACUACAUCAUGAUGAUUCUAGUCAGAAAAUGGCAUGCGCUGACCGCAGCCAAUAUUCAGCAUCUCUAUGGGCUACGCUAUAAAUUCAAGAGCGCUUAG